AUCACGCCAAUUCUCAGCAAACCCACAAACUUUAUCGCACAAUGGCAGAACCGACAGCAAACGGCACACCGCCUGCGAAUGGUGAUAUCGAGAUGAAAGAGGAACAACCCGCAGAAACACCUUUGAACACUAUUCAACAAGCAGACCCGACAGACCCGAACCCUCCGCCGCAGCGUUGGACCGACCAAUCGCUGCAACCCCACGGACCUCCCGAUCAUCUUGCGAGCAUCGCGCCAGGCGUGGCCACUCCUCCAGCAGGCGCAACAACGCGGCCAGGUUCAAUGCCUCCUCAACCUUCAGCCCGGCCAGAGAAACCAGUCGCGCAUGGUGGUCCAACCAGGCAAUAUCUCAAUACAAAUGUCACGCCGCACUUGCUCGAAGGAAUGAAGUACUUGGCUGUCUACGAGCCCGAGAAGCCGCUCGAAUGGCUGUCGAAUUUCUUGAAGGAAAGGAGCAAGGAGGUGGAAGGUUGAGAGCUGCGCAGUUGGAAUAGCACAUGGCUCGAAAGGCAGAUGGAAUAGGUUUCUCGUCUGCGCACGCAUCGUGCGCCUGCUUAGAACGAGCAAGAGAGGAAGAGCGCUUCCUGCGCAUAUCGUUUCGCUGUGGCAAUGCUUUGGCGACACGCCCUGGACGCCUCGAACACGCCGUUCGACCCUGCCCUUUUGCAAGAUAGACCUACACGGCGUACGCGAGGACAGCGCUAUGAACAACGCAUGGGUUGCCUAAGAACAGCUGAGAACCAAUGAUCUCUCUGCUGGCCCUUUACAACGAGUGUUGGAGAGUUGCAGAUCUGUCUGUGCUGUACCAAUGAUACAUGCUUCAGGACCUGAGGAUUGAUCACCGCAAAGCUGAGUAGCACAUGCGCAGGGUACAGUAGCACGAGGCGAUCACGGCAGCUUCCGAAACAUCAAUUUCGUCGUAUGGCUCGGAACAGUACGGUGGUCAGACAUAUGCAAAUUGACUGCACCAGUAUGUCUCACUGUCUGCGCAGUGUGUGACAACUGUGAAGCAAAAGGCGUGCAGCGAGGUGUUGCAAGAAAGCAGGAAAAAUCAUGUUCAUCAUAAUCAAGUCGAACAAGCCUCGAUCCUAGCUGAAGUGGCUUGGCGGUACCGUAAUACAGGAUGCAAGCCAGCGAACAGUAUUUCUCCUUUCUGUCAAAAUCCAACAUCAAGUCGCCGAAUAUCAGCAUCCUUCGAUCAGCGUGUUGGAAAGUCCUACACCUGACGAAUGGCAUGCCCGACUUCCCAGCUUUUGGGACG
Messenger RNA from Cercospora beticola, 1260 nucleotides. RefSeq names its product Sdc1p (gene SDC1). The record is from RefSeq and is a predicted model, not a curated record. NCBI's taxonomy places the organism in Eukaryota, Fungi, Ascomycota, Dothideomycetes, Mycosphaerellales, Mycosphaerellaceae.